Molecule: messenger RNA, 2754 nt
Organism: Diaporthe amygdali
Lineage: Eukaryota; Fungi; Ascomycota; Sordariomycetes; Diaporthales; Diaporthaceae
Exons: 2
Coding region: 1-2754 (917 amino acids)
Biological process (GO): regulatory ncRNA-mediated post-transcriptional gene silencing
Cellular component (GO): P granule; cytosol
Molecular function (GO): helicase activity; ATP hydrolysis activity
Source: RefSeq, a predicted model, not a curated record
AUGGCUUCUCCAUGGUCUGGUGGCACCCGCCAGGCCGACAGAACGAUCCAAGUUACUGCAAACGCUGCAUUGAAUGAUAGAAAGACCAUGUUCAAGUCCGCAGAGGCAGUCAAGGCUCAGGCGAAGCAUUCGAUAGGAUCCAGCAGUGGGAGAGACUAUGGAGAAGUAGGGCUCAGCAUAUAUGCCCGCCCAUUCGUCCCAGAGAUUCUCACGGUCAUCAACACUCUUCCUGCCCGCGGGUCAAAGUUCACAGUCCCAAAGAAAGCGAUCAAUUUCGCAGACUACGUUAGCAGAUCCUACGGAUCGGUUGCAAGUUUCCUACCCGUCGUACCUCCACCCACCCCAGUUUUCCUCACGGAGGCCAACAGCAGCAGCAGUAUUAGCAACGCGAAGGACUACGAGGAGUUCUUCCAAUUUCACCUCCAUGAGGAAAUUCAAGCUCAGCAGACACAAAACGAGGCGUACUCUCUGUACGGCCAGGAAGUGACGAUCAUGCCCUACUCACCAAAUUUCCAGUCUUUUCAAAACCAAGGAGAGACUAUCUGCUCGUUACGGGUUGCUGGAAUAAGAGAGAAUAGCCCCUUGGUUGAAGAAGAUGAUAUUGUGUACCUUCGACAGCUCGUAUACGGCCAGGACGGCAACCCACUGCGCAUGCGGGAAUGGCUAGAGUGGAGGAAGGCGAUUGCAGAUCAGAGACUUGUGCCAGGUCAGAGCCAAAUGUUCAACAAGGACGGCCAUGCUCCCGGAUGGACAAACAUUCUCUUCGCAGCGCGUGUGCUCAGUGUCUCGCGCUCGAAUGAGUUGCUCAUUCUUCGAGUAAGCGGCCUGCCUGGAUUCAACACAGUGCACACAGAGAGGUUCAACGUGCAAUUCCCAUAUCCUGUCGAGAGAUAUCUUCCGAUGCAGUACGCGCUCCCCAAUGUACGGCAAGGGCUUUCACGGCUCCAAGAAUAUCUCCAACACUCGGGCGCGCAAGAGCACGGUAACACAAGCAGGCUCUUCGACCCGCAAACCGAACAAUCGGUGCCCUGGAUACAGUCAAUGCUUUUCCCAACUCUGCGAGACUGUAAGAUGCAGGAAAGGCUCCACGCAGGCCAGUUCCGCCCGAAGUUCUUCGAUAAAGUGCUCAACUGGGAGCAAAAGAAGGCAGUGGAGGCAGCUUGCGAAGGAAAGUACGGCAAGCUGCCGUAUCUGAUCUCUGGGCCACCGGGAACGGGAAAGACGAAAACCAUCAUCGAGAUUGCAUUGCAGUUGCUAAAGAAUACGAGUGAACAUGGCCACAUCCUCCUGUGUGCACCUUCAGAUCCCGCGGCGGAUACGCUCGCUCAUCGCCUACAGCAGCACCUGAAUACCAGCGAGAUGUUGCGGCUGAACAGACCUGGUCGCACAUUCGCUGAGGUGCAUGGAGCCGUGUUGCCAUACUUCAAUAUUGUGAACGACACAUUCACACUUCCAGCUCUCCAAGAACUCAUGAAGUAUCGUGUGAUUGUCACGACCUGCCGCGACUCUUCUCUGCUUGCUCGAGCAAGGACAACUAAUGCAGACCUUUACACGGUCGAGAAUGCCCUACAACGCCUAACUAGCUCUUUCCACCCGCUCGAAUCUGCCCCCGAGAACACCAAACUCCAUUGGUCUGCUCUCCUCCUUGACGAGGCCGCGCAAGCCACCGAGCCUGAGGCUUUGAUACCUUUGACCGUCGUCGCGCCGUCUCUGAAUUCUCCCGAGACCCUAUCACCGCUUUUUGUCAUGGCUGGUGAUGAGCAUCAACUAGGCCCACGAACGUCACUCCCUUCGUCGCCUCUCAAGACAUCUCUUUUCGCCCGGCUUUUCAGGCGUCCGGUUUAUGCAGAGCAUCCCCUUGCAAGAGGAAAGACAUUGACGCAGUCUUUGCUACCAAUCCCCUGCCCUGCUUUUGCCAACCUGAAGCGGAAUUAUCGCUCUCAUCCAGCCAUUCUCGCAAUUCCAUCCAGUCUUUUCUAUGCUGACGACCUGGAACCAGAAGCUAGCGAUAUCAACAGACUGGCAGACUGGGAUGGGUGGCGUGGCCGGGGUUGGCCGGUGCUAUUUCACAACAAUGCCUCUCAAGACGAAAUCGAGCUUCCAGGGUUGAUGGAGGGCACGGGUGGCUGGUUCAAUGCCGGAGAGACUGAGCUUGCCUGUCAAUACGCCGCGUCACUCGUGGCAUCGGGCCUGGUUGAGCAGAGGGAGGUCUGCAUCAUGUCACCGUUCAAAGCACAAGUUCAACGAUUGCGAAAGCGCAUGCGGGACCGCCGGCUGUGGGAUGUGAACAUUGGCCCACUGGAAGCAUUCCAAGGGCUGGAACGAGGAGUGGUGAUCCUCUGCGUGACAAGGUCGAGAGCAAAUUUCCUGGAGCAAGACCAACGCAUGGGAUUGGGCGUUAUUGAUGAAGCAAACAAGAUGAACGUAGCCCUGACGAGAGCCAAGUUCGGGCUGAUUGUCAUUGGUGGACGGGAGCUUCUAAUUGAAGAUCCUAACUGGAAAGCAUUUAUGCAGUUCUGCGAGCGAAAUGGCCUGACUGCCGGAGAGGCAGAGGUCAACGGCCAUAACGCCCAUGACGACAGCCCACAGCAUUUGAGUCGACUGGAGAGAAGGCUUCUUGAUAAGGAGAGGAACUCGAAUUUGCAGCCUGUGAACGAGGGAUGGGGAAAGCAAUACGCCUUGGGACCGGAUCAGGAGAUGUGGACGGAAGGCAUGGUUGAGGCACCACCGGAAAUUUCUGAGGACGGAUAUUGA